AUGGAAAUCACGAUGGAGGCCGAUUCAAUCUUUGGUCGGCCAUCAACAUGCGGAAUACCUUCAGAGCCGAGUGAGGACGAUGUGCAAAAGUUCUUUAGCGAAUCCAAAUUGGACUCAACUAUGCUUCAGUGCAGCGUGCACAGCUCCACUUACACUGCAAACUUUGAGUUCGUCGACGGGGCGCAAGAAGUGCACUUCGAGCUGUUGGACGUGUCGGAGCAGACGCUGGACACAAUAUGGUCCAUUACCGGACUUCCCAAAGAUGCUCCCGAGCUGUACAGUGAUCCUUCAGUACCAGCCCCAUGCAACCAUCUCGGUGGUUAUGAUCGUGGUGAGGCUUGUAUUUUCGAUUCUACUGUGUUACGAAACAUGUCUUACACGGCGAUCCUGUACGCCUACCUCGAAUUGAUUAUCGGAAGUCUGGAAUUUCAGGACGAUGCGGAGUCAGGCCGACGUCUGAGCAUGAACUCCGGAAUUGCCAGCACUGCUCUGGUGCAGUCGCCGGAGCUCGAGUGGAUCGAUGAUCUCAGCAUCCUCGAUGAAACGUGGUCUGCCCUGCAACAACUCUCAAAGGGGCCCACCAUUACAACAGGCACUCGAGCAACGUUUCAUAACAUUACUAUAAGUCCCUUCAGCGAACCGGAGCUGAACUACAACGAGAGCUCUGCAUUCCGGCCAAACGAAACAGAAGUUACAUUCGCCACCAGAAACAUCAUCUACGUCUACACUCGACAGAAGCUUUGGCUUGCGUACGGAAUUUCCAUUGGGGUCACGCUAUUGACCGUAUUGUUUGGUCUGACAGCCAUCUUCGCCAAUAAAGCGUGCUUCAGCCAUGAGUUCUCUACCUACUUGAGAUUAUCAAGGGGUGCGGAGUUGAGCAUCGGUAUCAAGCAGGAAGACCUGUAUGGAAAGGAUCCACUGCCGGCUUAUGCUGGUCGCGCUGUGAUUCGAUUCGGUCGGCAAGCAGAUGUGGCGGAUUAUCAGGCUCUGCCUCGAUCGUCAGACUAUGAAGGGAAGGUGGGCACCUUGGGUGUGACGGCUCAUGACUUGAGUGAGGCUCACGGACGUCAGCGUGCUUGA
Molecule: messenger RNA, 1080 nt
Organism: Cercospora beticola
Lineage: Eukaryota; Fungi; Ascomycota; Dothideomycetes; Mycosphaerellales; Mycosphaerellaceae
Source: RefSeq, a predicted model, not a curated record